AAAUUCAUUCCGACUCUUCCCUGUAGGAAUUGAAUGAUUUGGCACGUGAUCCUCCUGCACAGUGCUCAGCAGGUCCAGUGGGGGAUGAUGUGUUCCACUGGCAGGCAACAAUCAUGGGGCCAAAUGAAAGUCCAUAUCAGGGUGGCGUUUUUUUCCUAACCAUACACUUCCCAACAGAUUACCCCUUCAAACCACCAAAGGUUGCAUUUACUACAAGAAUCUACCAUCCCAACAUAAACAGUAAUGGCAGCAUCUGUCUGGAUAUCCUCAGGUCCCAGUGGUCUCCUGCACUUACUAUUUCUAAAGUUCUCCUGUCCAUCUGCUCACUCUUAUGUGACCCCAAUCCAGACGACCCUCUUGUGCCAGAGAUUGCCCGAAUCUAUAAAACAGACACAGAGAAGUAUAAUAGAAUGGCAAAGGAAUGGACAGAGAAAUAUGCCAUGCUGUAGGUGAAAGUCAACUCUGCAUUGUGAACAUUAGAGAUACAACAGAAUAGCGCGGGAAUGGACUCAGAAAUAUGCAAUGUGAUGUUUUCUGGACACAUUUAUACACUGUUUGUUCUCUCAUGUUUUGGACACUGUUGCAAGACCAUAUUUCCCCAUCUGUCUCUUAUGGAGGCACAAUCCCAGAUUUCUGCUCAAACAGGAAUGCAAGCCUGCUCCUGGCCUUUCCACACUACAAAGUCUUGAAAUGGACCUUGCCAGUCUGAUGGAAGUUCUUCCACUCUAAGCUCUGCCUAUCUUUGAUCUUUACCAAUCAACUCCUCUCACUCCACAACA
Sinocyclocheilus anshuiensis is the source of this 779-nucleotide messenger RNA. RefSeq names its product ubiquitin-conjugating enzyme E2 D2-like. Bases 114 to 449 code for a protein of 111 amino acids. Lineage: Eukaryota; Metazoa; Chordata; Actinopteri; Cypriniformes; Cyprinidae. The record is from RefSeq and is a predicted model, not a curated record. The transcript is spliced from 7 exons.